GUCUACUUUGCCUUCUAGGAGCAAGUACUUUUCAACUGUUCUCUGAAGGAAGUAGAUAAGGUCUGAAUACAUACAUGUUCAUUUUCACUAUGGGACUGGAUACAAACAUUAGGCAAAGAGAUUUGAAGAGUACAAUAAGAAGCAAUCUAUUUCUGCUGGCUCAUAAUUUCAAUUUAUUUCAUGUUGUCUUAUGCCAAUUUGGUGGAACCUUUGUCUUUUUUGUCUUUGGUGAUGUUCAAAGAAAGAUCAGAGGAUGAAAAUACUGAGAUAUAUCCCUUUAUUGCUUUGGUAUCUAACUUGGGACUACCUGGAUUUAUUCCCUCCUGUACUGGGGCAUCCUGAACAAGUGCAAAGUCAUUCAGGAACUAAAAUAGGAAUUUCUGUAGGAACAGAAAAAGAGAAAAUCCUACUGCCAAAAGUCAAUACAUCCAGGGCUGGUAAUCCUAAUCAUGGAGGCAGCACUUCAAAGACUAGGACCAAGGGCACCAGUAUUGCAGCAAAAGUCAUUUUACCUAAAAAUGAAGAUUCAAAGAAACCAGAUUCAAAAAGGGUUAGUCUAGAUACAAAGAAUGGGAACUCUGAAAUAAAACAUUUUGGGGUCAAAGUUGGAAACCCAAGAGUGUUACAAAUUAACAGCAAGGCCUCCAGUAAACUUAUUAAUAUUCAUUCCGAUUCUACUGGUUUUAAAACCAAAAAGACUACAAAUCCACUCAUUGAAAAAGAACAAAAAGACACUUUUAAGCACCCCCUUAUCACUCCUCAUGAGUAUAUGCUGUCCUUGUACCGCACACUGUCAGAUACUGAAAGGAAAGGGGUUAAUGGAAGUCUGAAACUCGAGGCGGGAUUAGCUAAUACUAUCACCAGCUUUAUAGAUAAGGGUCAAGAUGAACGAAUGACGGUGUCAAGGCGACAAAAAUAUAUUUUUGACAUAAGCGCCUUAGAAAAAGAUGGCUUAUUGGGUGCAGAGUUGCGCAUUCUAAGGAAAAGACCCACUGAUGCUAAAUCACAUGUCCCUGGAAAACUUUCACAGAUAAAAUUAUACAAUUGUCCAGCAAACAAAAAACCAGCUACACUUCUGGAUUCUCAUUCUAUCCACAACAUUGACACUCCAAAAUGGGAAGUGUUUGAUAUCUGGAAACUUUUUAAAAAUUUUAAAAACUUUGCACAGUUGUGCUUUGAGUUAGAAUUGUUGGACAAGGGGAAGCCCUCUGAUUUAAGAAGUGUGGGAUUUAAUAGAACUGGAAGACCGACCAAUGAGAAAGCUAUUUUUCUUGUCUUUGGAAGAACAAAGAAACGGGACUUGUUUUUUAACGAGAUUAAAGCUAGGUCUGGUCAAGAUGAUAAAACUGUCUAUGAAUAUUUAUUCAACCAGAGAAGGAAGAGACGUGCACCUCUUUCAACAAGGCAAGGGAAGAGGCCAAACAAGAAUUUAAAGGCAAGAUGUAGCAAAAAACCUCUUCAUGUUAACUUCAAGGACAUGGGUUGGGAUGAUUGGAUUAUAGCCCCUUUGGAAUAUGAAGCAUAUCAUUGUGAAGGCCUUUGUGAAUUUCCCCUGAGAUCUCAUUUAGAACCCACAAAUCAUGCCGUGAUCCAGACAUUGAUGAACUCCAUGGAUCCAGAGACAACUCCACCAACAUGUUGUGUUCCUACUAGACUGAGCCCUAUAAGUAUUCUAUAUAUUGACUCUGCUAACAAUGUUGUCUACAAACAAUAUGAAGACAUGGUAGUGGAGUCUUGUGGUUGCAGGUAGCAACUUCAAGAUAAGAAAUACAUCUUUUAAGUCAUCAAUAUAAGAGAAAGAGUCUAAAAUCAUAUUGUACAGGAAAUGAAAAAAAAAAAAUUGAGAUGUAAUUCUUGAAACCAUGAAUUUAUAUCAGAUUACAUUUAUGAAGAAACUUUAUAUGAAAAACUUUUACAAAAGAUUAACAUAACCUUAACAGAUGCAGCAAUAGGUUGUAGUAAAUAACAAAAUAAUCUGUUCUAGUAAAAAAAAUAAAAAAAUAACCUAGUAGUAAAUAUGUUACUAGAUACAUUGAUAGUCCCCUAAAAUUAUUAAAUGUUUGUAAAAUAUACAGAUAUGUUUUAUAUGGUUGAUUUGGAAGUUGUAUUUAAGAAGUUAAUGUCUAAGAAACUGGGUUUUAUGCAAUACUUAUUGUAAUCAAUACACAGAGAUGUGUUUUUAUACUUUUGAAAGCUUUGUAAAUUUGCUUAUUAAUGAUAGUUAUCUGUUAUUGCUCAACAUUGCUAAUUAGUGAAUGGUGAAAAUUCAUUUAAUAGAAUGAUAAAAACAAAAUAAAUUAUUGUUAACUGCUUCUCAAUA
Messenger RNA from Bombina bombina (fire-bellied toad), 2320 nucleotides. RefSeq names its product growth differentiation factor 5 (gene GDF5). Bases 254 to 1750 code for a protein of 498 amino acids. Gene Ontology annotation, biological process: BMP signaling pathway; SMAD protein signal transduction. Gene Ontology annotation, molecular function: growth factor activity; cytokine activity. Gene Ontology annotation, cellular component: extracellular region. NCBI's taxonomy places the organism in Eukaryota, Metazoa, Chordata, Amphibia, Anura, Bombinatoridae. The record is from RefSeq and is a predicted model, not a curated record. The transcript has 2 exons.